Cyprinus carpio (common carp) is the source of this 4832-nucleotide messenger RNA. RefSeq names its product glycerol-3-phosphate acyltransferase 2, mitochondrial-like. Gene Ontology annotation, cellular component: mitochondrial membrane. The record is from RefSeq and is a predicted model, not a curated record. The transcript has 22 exons. The coding region runs from base 172 to 2553 and encodes 793 amino acids. Lineage: Eukaryota; Metazoa; Chordata; Actinopteri; Cypriniformes; Cyprinidae.
UGAUCGAAAUAUUGAUUUUAUUUUGUAACUUAACGCUUUUAAUAUGGACAUGGUGAAAUAUAGGUUGAUUUUUCUGAAUAUGGUGGGCUUAGCAAGCAGCGACUGAUAUCUAGCCUUGACUUAUUUCGACAUUAAUGCCGAGGCCUUUUAAUUAUUAAAUGAUUACUUCUGAUGGUAGGACAGAAAUUCAUUAGAAUCAUGGACCCAGUCAGUGAAAAUCCUUCCAGUUUCCAGCCCAAAUGCCUUGGGUUGUCGUGGGGUGUGAAAAUCAAGAGGAAGUUGAAAAGCGCGGCUCCUUUCCUGGGCAGGUUCAGGCCGCUGGUCGGACAGUGCUGUCACCAGUGCACCCCGGAGAGUCUGGGUCUGAAGUUGCUGCGUAACACUCCUCCUCUGGGCUUUCAGAACCUGACGUCUGUGAACGAGACACACACCGGGUACCGUGGCUGGUUAGUAAGGAGGGUGUGCUGUUUGCUGUUUGUAUGGGGUUGUGAAGUUCACCCCAGCCCUGCUGGAGACAGACGGCACAGAGUCCACGGCAGCGAGAGAGUGAGGCAGGCACUGGUGGCAGCUUGUUCUCCAGAUGAGACUAAGAUGAUGGAGCUGGUGAUGCCUGAGGUCAGAGAUCAUUUAGGCAGACUUCUGGCCCUCACACAGACCUUCAUCUCCCCCUACCUGCUCAGGCUGGUGAGCUGGAUGCUGCUGAAGGUCUUCAGUUUAAUGUUCUGCAGUGUGCAGGUCAACCGCAACCAACUGGCAGCUUUACAUCGCGCCACACAACUGAAAUCUCCACUGGUCUAUGUGUGUGUUAGGCAGAGUGGCAUCGAUCACGCUCUCAUUUGUCUGACACUUUUCUGCCACAACUUGAGGGUACCCUACACCAUUUAUCCAGCCCAUGUCCGACAAUCCUGGCUAAGGUCCUUCCUUCAGAGGCUGGGUGUCGUCUUGCUUCCAGAAGGCAGUGAGUCAGAGCGAGAUGCUGAGAUGGACAGCCUCUAUUCUCCAGUCAUGACCUCCUUCACAGGCGAGCUGUUACGGGAGGGGGCCUCUCUCAGCGUGGGCAUCUGUGGGUCCAGAGGUCACGGCGGGCAGUGGCUGGCGCGUGUACAUCAAGCCAUCAGUGACGGUCUAGUGCCUGAUGUUAGCAUCGUGCCAGUGGGCAUUUCCUACGAUUGCCUCCCACGCUACUUUACACGUCCACAGGCCGGCGUGAUGUCUGCUCUGCGGUUUGCUGUCUCCCUGCUGAAGGGUGGUCACAGAGGAAGUGUAAGGAUCCAUUUUGCACAGGCUUUCUCUCUGAAGGAGAUGUGCCAGAGUGGAAAGUGUCGUGUGGAUGGAGGGCGCCCCCUACAGGACCUGCUGUUGACCGCCAUACUGCAGGACAGGAUGGACUCCAUCUUCAGCCAGAAGGAUGUUUCCUGGCUCCUCCCUCCCGCUGUCAUGCCUGAACUGUGUCCUGCUGAUAGACAGCAGACUAUCGCACUGACUCUUCAUUUGAUGUACUCUUCAACUACAACUAUGGCCGUCAUGUCUACCAGUCUGGUGUCCUGUUUGCUGCUCCACAAGCAUCGCAAGGGUGUGCGUGUGUCCGUGCUGUGCAGGGACAUCUGUUGGCUGUUGGAGGAGGUGUUGUUCAGAAACAUAGACGUGGGUUAUGGUGGCUCUCUGGUUGGGUUGGUGCUUCACGCGCUCUCUCUGCUCCGCCCGUAUCUGCUGCUGGCUGCUGCUCCGCCCACAGGAGAACCCAUCAUCGCACCCCGGCCCGAUCCAGACUCUCUGCUUAUACUGAGCCAACACUGCGAUUUGCUCACGCACGUCUUCAUACACGAGGCUGUAGGAGCGUGUGCUGUCUCAGCCAUGCUGAGUGAGGUUGUAGGCUGUGGAGGUGGUGGAGACCCGGAGUUUGAUGUUGUUCUGGGCCAGGAAGAACUUACCGAGAAAAGCCUUCAACUCACACAUCUACUGUCACCCGGCUUCGUACCGCCAUGUCAAACCGCUCAUGGCUUCGCUCUUGAUGUGGUGGACAGCAUGGUGCGUUGCGGGGUUCUUGUUAUGGAGGAGGUUCAGAAGGAUACCCCAGUGUGUGACUUCAUGAAGAAGCAGGGUGUGUUGUCAUGGGCUGUUUCAGACAAUCCUGACCAGAGCAGCGAUUCAGACUGUGAGGAACCAGACGCACGCUCUUAUAAGUUGAGUCAGCCGUCUCAGUGCCCAGAGCUGCUGUUCUUCUGCUGUAGUUUACUGAGUGUCCGGCUGAGAGCUCUGUGCUGGGCACUAGAAAGCCUCCAUUACCUCCCCUCACCUGUCACAGAGAGAGACUGUUUGAGCCAACUACACACACACUUGAAGAACCGAGCUCAGCUGGAAAAAGCGCACUACGAGAGCUCAUCUAUUGACUUGGUGAGAUUGGUGCUUCGUACCUUCAUUGAUCUUGGGGUGUUGACUGAGGACAGGCAGAGAGGAGAUGUGUAUCUAGAUGUCAGUCCUCUCUUCUCCCAGUGCGCUUACAAAGUGAAACUCUUGCAGUUUUUCAAACAGUUCAUCUACAUGUACAACUGAAAUAGAAAAAGUUUGAAGAGAAGAAAAGUCAGUCUCAGCUGGAGAUGGUAACAUUAAGCACUUCUGAAAUUCAGUUCUUCAGUGUUGUGUAAAGCAUUAAUUAUGAAUGGGUUUGGUUUGUUUUGCUUAGAGCACUGGCUUUUUGUAAUAUAUGUGAUGCUGAGGCUGCUUUUUUGUUAGUUUUUGUUAUUGAAAGCCCAGGAUUUGUUACAUUAUUUGUUAGAUAAUGACUAUUCAGAUGGUUAGAUAAUGUUCUCUGUUGAUAAAUUUCAUCAAAAAGCUGUUUUGUAGUUAUAUUAGAUUGUGGUGUUUAUUAUUUUUCUUUUGUUUAACUGUAAUGAAUAUGUAAUGGGCUUGGUUCAGUACAUACAUUUCUGAUAAUUGACCUAGCUGCAGUGUUUUUGUCAUGGUUUGAUUUAUAGUUUAGCCACACAGCACUGCAUAAAGUAUUCUUUAAAAAAAAGAAAGAAAAGAAACAUAAACCAGUACUUAAUAUACAUUAAAAAUAUAUAUUUAUAAUUUUUUUUUUUUUUUUUUAGGUAACUGGUGAGAGGAAAUGUCAACUCCAUCAAAACUGCUAAAUUACAAAUAAAUUGUUUGGGAUGUUUAAUUAAUUUGAGUCAGUUUUCAGAUAAUUUGCCACUGACUGACUUGAUUUAAUGCUAGAUUUAUAAUUACAAAUAUUUAACAUUAGAGUAUGCAAUACUUUUGAUAUGAUGGUGUUGACAUUUAUUUAUUAAAAAUGGCCAGAAAAUUAAAAGAGGAACAUUUUUACUCCAUAAUGUAAAUAAACACCUCUGAACAGAUCAAUCCAAAACAAGUCCUCUGUCUAAGGAAUCAGUGAUUCCAGUGGUCCAGUUACGUUUCAGGAGGUUUUCACUAAAUAUAGAGUAUCGAUGGAUAAUGAUGAUGAUGGAUGCUACAGAGACAGAGGUACAGCACUAUCACUCACUGGAAAUGACUUGGGCUUUAUAUAUACCCUAUAUCAUCUGACAAUCACACAUAUAAACACCCAUCCAUGCAACAUGAGAACAGUUCCUGAGUAAAUGUGCAUUUACAUACAACCAUCAUUCCUGUGGAUCUUAAUACUGAGCAACACACGAGUGAGUGGCCUUGACCGCGUUCAUCUAAAACACAAAGACUAAUGGACGGCUGCUGCUUGUAGUGCAGAAGUGCUGAAUAACUCUCUAGAGCCACCCAGACAAUCCAUCCACAGACUCCACACACACAGCUAAGGAGAUGGGAAAAUAAUAAGGUGAUUAACAAGAAAUAAGAUAGGCAGAGAAUUAACAGUUGGCCGCUGAACUCCGGGAUUCACUUGAUUAACACUUUCCUUUAACGAUCACUUUCAUUCCUACAUUUAUUAUAAUGUUUUAAAGUUGGCAUGAAAUGGAAAUUCACCCUAUCUAUUUUGUGAAUGCAUCUUAUAUUGUGAACGAUUCAUCCAUGUUUUUUAUUUUAUUUAUUAAUUUCAUCAAAAUGUCGCCACUCAGUCUUCCGGUAAAGCACCUGACUUCUCUCUGGUGGCAAACACCGGACUUCUCCAAUCAGUUAUUCUAUUAACCCUGCUUCUUUUCUUGCAUGUGGCUAAAAGCUCACAAUCAAAAAUGUGGAAAUUUUUUUUUUAUUUUUUUUUUAUUAUUUUGGUUUUUGAGUGCAACACCCACAUUUCCAAAUCCAAUCAGUGACCAAUGGAUCCAAGUUCCAUGAAUCUUCCAAUGGAUCCGUUACACUCUGAUGUACAUCACAAUAUGGUACAAAACAUCUGUCGCUAGUUUUCAUCAUAAUACUUUGAAAAAAAGGUUACAUUUCCUGCUUUUAUUGGAUUAAAUGUAGUAUUAAACUCAGGGUUCUCACACCUUUUGACCAACUUUAAGACUUUUUAUUCAUUUUUAAUUAUUUUUCCAGAUAGAAGAAUCAGAAUCUUGCAAAUUGGUCGUCUUAGUUUAAAUGACAGUGUAUUUUACCACAAAAAUAAAUUUGCUUUUGGGAAGCAAGCCUAUUUAGCUCAAGCUGAGAACAUGAUUACAUGGACAAGAAAUAAUGAAAGCUAGCGUACACAGGUCAGUAAUGCCCUCUACUGGAAACCUGAUCAUGAAAACCUCAGUUUGACACUCACUUGAAAUUCAAUUCUUUAUGAAAAACACAUUGAUGAUGAGAAUAAAAGGCUGCAUUAUAAAAGUGGCCCAGAGCGUAAUGUUUAUUGCCUUCUGUUAAAAAAUAAUCCAUGUUUAUGAUGUCAAUUUGAAAUAAUUCAAAAUGUAGUUGUGGCACUUCAA